CACUCUCAUGCAUGAACGAGUGGAGUGGACUCUUCUACAUUUGUCUUGCCAAAAGCGACUCAAUGGUUCAAUCAUCAAGUGCUUUCUAAUUUCUCUAGCUGCUCAGUCUCUGUGUUCUUCUUAUUGUCUCUCUUCUGCUACUGUAACCAAGCUGGAAAAAAAAAACAGUUCUAUUUGAACAUACAUCAUUGGAGAGAAAGAUGGCUUUUGAGCCAUUGAUUUGGUACUGCCAGCCAGAGAAGAACAUCAUUUGGGCUAAUCUAGUAGAUAGUGCUUUUGGGUCCUAUACACCAUGUGCAAUGAACACUCUUGUGAUCUCUGUCUCCAAUUUGGUUCUUACCGGCCUUUGUUUAUAUCGAAUAUGGAUGACUAUUAGCAAUGCCAAAGCUCAUAGGUUUUGUCUGCGCUCAAAUUACUAUAAUUAUUUUCUGGGAUUGUUGGCUGGUUACUGUGCUGCUCAACCUUUACUGAGAUUGAUAUAUGGCAUUUCUGAUUUCAACUUGAAUGGAGAUUCUGGUUUUGCUCCUUUUGAGAUAACAGGUCUGAUCAUUGAAGCACUUACUUGGUCCUCAAUGUUAAUUCUUAUUGUCAUGGAAACUAAGGUUUAUAUAAAGCAAUUUCGGUGGUUCGUGAGGUUUGGAGUCUUUUAUGUUUUGGUGGCAGAUCUUGUAAUGGCUAAUCUUCUUCUGUCAGUGAUAAAUUAUUAUAGCAGAUCUGCCCUGUAUCUGUUCAUCAGCACUAUGUUCUGUCAGGUGCUAUUUGGAAUUGUCCUUCUUGUUUACAUUCCAAAUUUAGUUCCUUAUGCUGGCUAUGUAACAGUACAAGAAGAUUUUCAUGAGAAUGCUGAGCAUGAACCACUUUGUGGAGAACAAGAAGUCUGCCCCGAGAGACAUGUUAAUGUAUUCUCCAGAUUAUCUUUUGGUUGGAUGACUCCACUCAUGCAACAAGGCUAUAGAAAACCCAUCACUGAAAAUGAUGUUUGGAAUUUGGACACAUGGGAUCAUACAGACACACUUUUUGAAAAGUUCCGGAAGUGCUGGAUAUUAGAACGUCAAAGGUCUAACCCUUGGCUUUUAAGAGCAUUGAAUAAUAGUCUUGGAAAAAGGUUUUGGUGGGGAGGUGCAUUUAAGAUUUGUUAUGAUCUUUCUCAGUUUGUGGGGCCUAUUUUGCUGAAUCAUCUAUUAACAUCGAUGCAACGAGGAGAUCCAUCUUGGAUUGGUUACAUUUAUGCGUUCUCCAUAUUUGUAGGAGUGUCAUUUGGUGUACUUUGUGAGGCUCAGUAUUUUCAAAGCGUUAUGCGUGUUGGUUUCCAGCUAAGGUCAACUUUGGUGGCAGGUAUAUUUUACAAGUCCUUGAGAUUAAUGCAUGAGGAUCGUAGCAAGUUUUCCUCUGGGAAGAUUAUGAAUAUGAUGACAACAGAUGCCAGUGCUCUACAGCAAAUAUGCCAGCAACUUCAUGGACUAUGGUCAUCACCAUUCCGUAUCAUAAUGGCUAUGGCUCUUCUAUACCAGCAAUUAGGUGUUGCUUCACUUAUUGGAUUACUGAUGCUAGUUCUCAUGAUCCCAAUGCAGACGAUUGUUCUCAGCAAAAUGCGAAAAUUCAUCAGGGAAGGACAGCAGCAGACAGACAAGAGAGUUGGCCUCAUGAAUGAAAUUCUGACUGCCAUGGACACUGUAAAGUGUUAUGCAUGGGAGACAAGCUUCCAGUCUAGAGUUCAAAGCAUACGAGAUGAUGAGCUUUUAUGGUUCCGCAGAGCACAACUUCUAUCUGCUCUUAACACUUUUAUGCUGAACAGUAUCCCAGUUCUUGUGACUGUAACCACAUUUGGAAUGUUCACUUUACUUGGUGGAGAGUUGACGCCUGCAAGGGCAUUUACCUCUUUAUCUCUAUUUGCAGUUUUGCGUUUUCCUUUAAAUAUGCUUCCCAGUUUGUUAAGUCAGGUUGUAAGUGCAAAUGUGUCAUUUCAACGUUUACAGGAACUAUUCUUAGCUGAGGAGCGAAUUUUAAAACCCAAUCCACCUCUUCUACCAGGACUUCCAGCCAUAUCCAUCCAGAAUGGAUACUUUUCAUGGGAUACAAAGAUGGAGAAGCCUGUGUUAUCAGAUAUAAACUUUGAAAUACCGAAUGGCAGCUUAGUUGCAAUAGUUGGUGGUACCGGACAAGGGAAAACAUCACUUGUGUCAGCCAUGAUUGGAGAGCUUCCUCCCAUAACUGAUGCAAAUGUUAUAAUCAGAGGCACUGUUGCUUAUGUCCCUCAGAUUUCUUGGAUUCUUAAUGCUACUGUUCGUGAAAAUAUACUAUUUGGAUCUAAGUUUGAAUAUGAACGGUAUCAGAAGGCCAUUGAUGUCACUGCAUUGCAGCAUGAUAUUGACUUACUUCCUGGACGUGAUUUUACUGAGAUUGGAGAAAGAGGAGUCAAUAUCAGUGGUGGACAAAAGCAAAGAGUAUCCUUGGCGAGAGCUGUAUACUCAAAUUCAGAUGUGUACAUAUUUGAUGACCCUUUAAGUGCCCUUGAUAGUCACGUUGCUCGAGAGGUUUUCAAGAGCUGUAUAAAGGAAGGGCUGGAAGGAAAAACCAGGGUUCUUGUCACCAACCAACUUCAUUUCCUCCCUCAGGUGGAUCAUAUCAUUCUGAUUAGGGAAGGCAUAAUCGAAGAGCAGGGUACCUUUGAGAAGUUAUCUAAAAGUGGGCCACUAUUCCAGAAACUAAUGGAAAAUGCGGGCAAAAUGGAAGAAAGACUAAAUCAUAUGAAUGACAGAGAUGCCUAUGAUAAGUCUAUUUUUCUACCGGCAGCCAAUAAUGUGAUUUUAGAGAUGCCAAAUGGUACAAGCCAUAAAAAGAAGGGCAAAUUACAGAAAUCCAUGCUUAUUAAAGAAGAAGAGCGGGAAACAGGGGUUGUUAGCUGGAAAGUUUUGACGAGGUACAAGUCUGCACUGGGAGGACUCUGGGCAGUUUUAGUACUCUUCACAUGCUAUGUAAUGACAGAAAUUCUUCGAAUUUCAAGUAGCACAUGGUUAAGUGUGUGGACAAAUAAAAGUACUGCAGCGGGCUAUAAACAAGGAUAUUUUAUUUUAAUCUAUGCGCUUCUUUCAUUUGGGCAGGUAGCUGUAACUCUUGCAAACUCUUAUUGGCUGAUCCUUUCAAGUCUUCAUGCUGCCAAAAGAUUGCAUGAUGCCAUGUUACGUAAAAUACUUCGGGCUCCAAUGGUAUUCUUUCAUACUAAUCCUGUUGGACGUAUACUUAAUAGGUUUGCAAGAGACCUGGGAGACAUUGAUCGCAAUGUUGCUAGUUUUGUGAAUAUGUUUAUGGGUCAAUUCUGGCAACUCCUUUCAACUUUUGUUCUUAUUGGCACUGUGAGCUCAUUAUCCCUCUGGGCCGUAAUGCCACUUCUGAUUUUGUUUUAUGCAGCUUAUUUGUAUUACCAGAGCACAUCUCGAGAGGUGAAGAGGUUGGAUUCAAUCACAAGAUCUCCUGUCUAUGCACAGUUUGCAGAAGCAUUGAAUGGUUUGGCAAGCAUCCGUGCUUACAAAGCAUAUGAUAGGAUGGCACACAUUAAUGGAAGAUUCAUGGACAAUAACAUUAGAUUCACCUUGGUGAAUAUUAGUUCAAAUCGGUGGCUAACCAUAAGGUUGGAAAUAUUAGGAGGCCUCAUGAUUUGGUUCAUUGCAACAUUUGCUGUGAUGCAGAAUGCAGCAGCCCAAAACCAAGCCAUGUUUGCAUCUACAAUGGGUCUACUUCUCAGUUAUUCUUUAAACAUCACAAACCUCUUGAGCCGUGUCCUUAGACAAGCUAGUAGAGCAGAAAAUAGUUUAAAUGCUGUUGAGCGUGUUGACACAUACAUCGAGUUAGAAACUGAGGCUUCAACUAUAAUUGAGACUAACCGCCCACCACCUGGAUGGCCAUCAUCAGGAUCAAUUGAAUUUGAGGAUGUUGGCUUGCGUUACACUGAACUUCCUCCAGUCUUACAUGGGUUGUCUUUUAGAGUCUCUCCAACUGAGAAGGUAGGAAUUGUUGGACGAACGGGUGCAGGAAAAUCUAGCAUGCUUAAUGCAUUAUUCCGGAUUGUGGAACUGCAAAAAGGAAAAAUCAUUAUUGAUGGUUGUGAUAUUUCUAAAUUUGGAGUUGAAGAUUUACGAAAAGUUCUUACUGUCAUACCACAAUCACCGGUUCUUUUCUCUGGAACUGUUCGAUUCAAUCUUGAUCCUUUUAUGGAACACACUGAUGCUGAGCUCUGGGAGGCUCUAGAAAGAUCACAUUUGAAAAGUGUGAUUAGCAGAAAUUCCUUUGGUCUAGAUUCUGAGGUUUCUGAGCAAGGUGAAAACUUCAGUGUUGGGCAGAGACAACUGUUAAGUCUAGCUAGGGCCUUGAUACGAAGGUCGAAGAUUCUUGUUCUAGAUGAAGCUACCGCAGCAGUUGAUGUUAGAACCGAUGCCCUUAUACAGAAAACUAUUCGCCAAGAAUUUAAGUCCUGCACAAUGCUUGUUAUUGCACACAGACUAAAUACAAUUAUUGACUGCAAUCGGAUUCUCGUGAUUGAUAAUGGCAAGGUUCUUGAAUACAACACCCCUCAGGAGCUCCUACUAGAAGAAGGAAGUGCAUUUUACAAGAUGGUUCAAAGUACUGGACCAGCAAAUGCUCAGUACUUACGUGCCCUUGCAUUUGGAACAGAAGAUGAAAAUUCUGGUGAAGAAAACAAGGAGCACUGAGAAGAAGGAUGAUGAGAUAGUUUACUUCUACUGUUUGCAUUUCAUCAUCAAGCAAUCAACCUUCCGAUACAAAGCACUGAAAGUAUUGUCCUUUGUCAAAGAACAUUUUUAGUGACACUUACCCUUUGUUUGGAUGGAGAGAGAAACAGAAAGGAAAUAAAAUUAUGCGAAGAAACUCCUAAAAAUAGUAAAGAAAUUUACUAUUUUUUGAAAAUUUUCCUCCUAGUUUUCUCUCCUCCCUAUUUUCUUCUUUUCUCCCCAUCCAAACCAAGCCUUAAGGAAGUUUCUACAAGAACCUAUAGAAGAGAGUCUGACUCAACACCAGGUUCAUGCAGAUAGAUUUGGUUUCAUACAGCCUACCCCCUACAAAGAAGAUAUUAAAAAUUUCAUAGUACUUGGCAUAAAGUAGUAUGGAUUUUGUUGGCUGUCUUUUAAUGUUAGAUGGAUAUAUGUUAGUGCUUACCAUCUUGAGGAUUCAAACAAGCAGGAAGCUAUAGCUUCUUGCAUCUACUUACCUGGAUUGGUCGAAAAUAAAAAGUCUGGUCUGGUCUGAUACAUGAAAGGUUAUAAUUUCGUACUCAGAUAUCCUGUAGGAGAUUCAAUUUCACACCAUGAUGUCACUUUUUUCUUUUUGGUUAACAUUUUGGAAACCAUUUUGUUGGGGACAAAAACUUUGCAGGGAAGAUAAACAUUGUACUUGUGAAGGGGGGGAACUGUAGCUGUAAUAGAAAAUUGUACUUUAAUAAUGUUGAAGAUCCGAUAUUGUGCCAAAA
Molecule: messenger RNA, 5479 nt
Organism: Prosopis cineraria
Lineage: Eukaryota; Viridiplantae; Streptophyta; Magnoliopsida; Fabales; Fabaceae
Product: ABC transporter C family member 12-like
Biological process (GO): transmembrane transport
Cellular component (GO): membrane
Molecular function (GO): ATP hydrolysis activity; ABC-type transporter activity; ATP binding
Source: RefSeq, a predicted model, not a curated record